Messenger RNA from Amaranthus tricolor (Joseph's coat), 1499 nucleotides. RefSeq names its product beta-carotene hydroxylase 2, chloroplastic-like. Gene Ontology annotation, molecular function: beta-carotene 3-hydroxylase activity; iron ion binding. The transcript is spliced from 7 exons. The coding region runs from base 219 to 1184 and encodes 321 amino acids. Gene Ontology annotation, cellular component: chloroplast. Gene Ontology annotation, biological process: carotene metabolic process; xanthophyll biosynthetic process. Lineage: Eukaryota; Viridiplantae; Streptophyta; Magnoliopsida; Caryophyllales; Amaranthaceae. The record is from RefSeq and is a predicted model, not a curated record.
UAACUUUGAUUAUAAAAAGCAAGUGUUAACUAGAAGGUCCCCAAACACAAAAGACCUCCAAAGAAAAAAAAAAAAAAACUAGUGGUUUUCCUCCGCUUGACACUUCCUUACUUUCUCUCUCCCUCUGUUCAUUUAUACCCACAAUUCAUUACCUCCCUUGCCCCUCUCUUUCUUUCUCCUCCUUUUGGGCCCACACUACUUAAACCUUCUCUCUCUAAAUGGCCUGUGGGCUCUCCGUCUCCGGCAGUUCCCAGGCCCAAUUCCUCCCUCCUCUGCCCAAUUCCUUAACCGGACCAAUAUCCGUUUACCUCCGUCCGACCCGCCGUCAAUCAUUGGGUUAUACGGCGACGAGGAGAGAGAAACGACUCACAAUUUGCUUCGUUCUUGAAGAACGUCAGUUAGCGAGCUUUGAAAUUGAAACAGAGAGUAGAAGUACAAGUACUAGUGGUAAAGAUGAGGGAUAUGUUAACAUUACCACUAUUGAUACUGAAAACGGUGACAGACAAAUUGCAGCCGCUCGAUUAUCAGAGAAAUUAGCAAGGAAGAGAUCUGAACGGUUCACUUAUCUUGUUGCUGCUGUUAUGUCUAGCUUUGGUGUUACUUCCUUGGCUAUCAUGGCGGUUUAUUACCGGUUUUAUUGGCAAAUGGAGGGAGGAGAAGUGCCUGUAACUGAAAUGUUGGGUACUUUUGCUCUUUCUGUUGGAGCUGCUGUGGGAAUGGAAUUUUGGGCAAGAUGGGCACAUAAAGCUCUCUGGCAUGCUUCUUUGUGGCACAUGCAUGAGUCUCAUCACAAACCAAGAGAAGGACCUUUUGAGCUGAAUGAUGUGUUUGCCAUCAUAAAUGCAUUUCCAGCUAUUGGACUUUUGUCUUAUGGAUUCUUCCACAAAGGCCUUCUUCCUGGUCUCUGCUUUGGUGCUGGACUUGGAAUAACAGUAUUUGGGAUGGCCUAUAUGUUUGUGCAUGAUGGUCUUGUUCACAAGAGAUUCCCUGUUGGUCCCAUUGCUAAGGUUCCUUAUUUCAGAAGGGUAGCUGCUGCCCAUCAGCUACACCACACAGAUAAAUUUAAUGGAGUACCAUACGGCUUGUUCUUGGGACCAAAGGAGCUAGAAGAAGUGGGAGGGCUUGAGGAGUUAGAGAAAGAAAUUAGCCGUAGGAUCAAGCUAUCCAAGGGCUCAUCAAGAUGAUGUAUGCUAGAUUUGCUCCAUUUUCCAAAAACUAGAGCUUUAGUCAAAAAGUUUUCUAAAAUCUAGAUUUCCUUUGAAGGAAGGAAAAUAGGAGUAUAAAUUAGGAUGACUUACAUGUGCAUUAUUUUACAUGUAUAGCUGCAGAUUUUGAGCCCUAAUAUAUCAUGCCCAAGUAAAUUUUGGGUAUGAACAAUGAUCAUUGAUCAUUGAGUUGUAUAGAUUUCAAAGGGCAGAGGAUUGUAUUCAUAGCUGAAUUAUGUGUCCCUUUUUGUGGCUUUUUGAGGAAAAAAAGUUAUCAAACAAGUUUUGUGGUAA